AUGCUAUUGAUUGAAAUAGAGAAUUUGAAUCAUUUAACUGAUGCACUUGCACAUUUUGUUGAUCAAGAAGCUGUUAGUACAUUUCUGUGCAGCAACUGUCAUAAAUCUGUGAUACUUGAUAAACGUAUCACUAUCAGUGAAUUAUCACCAAUCUUAAUUAUCAAUUUCAAACGAUGCAAAAUGGCAUUUGAUUCAAGUGAAAAACUUUUGCACCAAGUAAAUUACAAUGAAUUAUUAGAUGUUUCACCUUAUAUGACGUCUCAUUUACUGAAUUCAAACGAUAAAAAAGAGAACAAAAAUCCAUCAAAUAAUAUUCUCUAUAAAUUGUACGCCGUUAUUAAUCAUGUUGGUGAUGAUCUUAGCAGUGGUCAUUAUUACUCAUAUAUUCGAUCACGAGAGGACCUCUGGUUUCUUGUUGAUGACGCACACUUUCGAAACGUGCCAUCAAAUGAAGUUUUAAAUCAUUCAGAAGCUUUAAUGCUAUUUUAUGCUAAUACAUUUAAUAUAUCCACAACAAUUGAUACAUCAUUUUCACAAAUACCACAACCAUUAAUGUCUUCAACAACACCAAACAACAUUGCUUCGUAUUCUUCUAUUUUAACUGCAUCCAUUCUAGCAAAUUCAACGUCCAUAUAUGAAUCAACCAUGUAUUUGAAUGAACAACUACCGAAGACAAAAUCUUUAAUAGAUAUGAUGACAGCGAUGUCAUCCGAUAAUGUCCAAUCUAAAAAUACUACUGAAUCAACUUCGGAAAAUAUUCAUUCAAUAAUUAAUUCACGAAAAAGUAUUAUGUUAAAUAAUGAAUCUCUUCCUGGACAAACAGAGAGUAGUAUAACAAUCGGUAAUCAAUAUUCAAAUUAUCGAAUCGAAAAAAAGACAAAGAAAACUGAUCAUAUAUUUAAUAAUCAUGCACAAUGUCGAUCAAUACCUUCUGAAAAACUUUCGUUUUUUCAAAAUAAAACUAGUAAUGACUCAAUAGAUAAAAUAUGUGACAGUGAAGAAACACGAAAAGAAGCCUGUAAGAAAUUAGCAUCGGUUGCAUCAGGUGUACCAAUUGACGAAAUAUUUGAAGAUACACUUCCUCAAAAACACAACUUUCGUUUAAAUGAAACUGAACUUGCCAAAAUGAAUCGAUUUCGAGAACAAGAACUAAAAAAACAAUCUGAUCGUAAAAUGCAAAUUAUGGGAUUAACAUCUGAUCCAUCUCUUUUACGAAAAAAAAUUUCGAAAAAUGCAAAUACGUCUACUGCCAUUAACAAUAUAAAUGGUAAUGAAUCUUAUCGAAAGGAAAAAAAAAUUGAAACAUACAGCAAGAUCAAUAUUGAAUAUCUGAAUUUACUUCUGCCUCAUCUAAAACAUUACAAUUCAGCUUGUGGUCUAUGCAUUCGAUCGCGCUACUUUGGAAAGAAUGCAUCGAAAGGAACUUCUCUUCUUGUAAGAUGCAUUUUGAAAUGUAAUGGUACUAUUUGUAAAUUUAAAUGUACAGUACAUGUCAUGAAUAAUGGUCAUUGUUUUAUAAUUGCAAUAAAUCCAAAAAUUUCUCAUCAUAUAGGUGAACGAAUAAGUCGUCCUAUUCGUGGAUCUCGACGACAAGCAAUCAUUGAUAAGUUUAAAGCAGGUGCUUCAGUUUAUCGAUUACACGCUCAAUAUGAUAAAGAACGAACCAAAAAUGAAAGAAAAGGUUUUAAUUACGAUUGCACAGGAAAAUCAAGAAAAAUAUUUAAAAAGAUUAAAGCUGAAGCGACAGCUGAAUCUUUGCUUGCACCAGAUAUCACAUUAGGUAUUUUACAACUUCAUGAUCAAUUAGUUGAUGAAAUUAAUAAUGAUGGAACGAUCAAAGGUGCAAUACAACUUGUUCAACUUCGACCAUUUUGUAUUGUAGCAUUUACUGAAGCUUCAGUACGUUUGUAUGAUGUUAUCGUGAGUCAACCAGAAACGGUUUUAUCAUGGGAUGCUACUGGUGGCGUAAUUAAAAACACCACAUCAAGACAGUGUCUUUACUACGAAUUAACAGUAUCUCAUCCAAAUAUCGUAAAUGAAGACAGUUUAAUUCCAUUAACUUUUAUGCUAUCGGAAUCUCAAUCACUUCUUACUGUUAUUAAUUGGUUAAAAACAUUUAAAGAAUGCUAUAAAAAAGUACGUUUAACUUCUUAG
Rotaria sp. Silwood1 is the source of this 2154-nucleotide messenger RNA. NCBI's taxonomy places the organism in Eukaryota, Metazoa, Rotifera, Eurotatoria, Philodinida, Philodinidae. The record is from the annotation of a GenBank genome assembly.